Messenger RNA from Rhagoletis zephyria (snowberry fruit fly), 696 nucleotides. The record is from RefSeq and is a predicted model, not a curated record. Lineage: Eukaryota; Metazoa; Arthropoda; Insecta; Diptera; Tephritidae.
AUGAAAAAGAAGAACAAGAAGAAGAAGAAGGCGAAAGAGGGAAAGAGUGGUCAAGCUGCUGUUGCAGUUGAUGAUGGUGAUGCUGAUGAUAAAAGUGAGCCGACAAAGCAAAAUAGCAAAAAGAAGCAGAAAGUGGUGACUGGCAACAACAGCAAUCCCCAUCACCACAACAAACUCCAGCAAGCGUUGAGUCGUGAUGUGGCCAGCAUGAUUGCCGCUUUCAAUGAUAAGGGCUUCGUUGAAGAGGAUGACGAAGAUGAAGAAGGUGAUUUCGACGUCGAGGACGACCUUGAGGACGAGGUCUACGAGGAGAAAGAAGAAGAGGAAGCUGAAGAGGUAGAGGAACCUCGAGCAAAAAAGGCCAAAAAGGAGGAGGAAAAGGAAAAGGAGGCGAUCAUCAACAAAAAGAACCUCAACCAAAAGAACCUCAACAACAACAAAACCGCUUCAGCAGAAUCAGCCAAAGAUAAUAAUUCUGAAGCGAUUCGCCGCUCCGCCGAGCUGGGCGCCAAGGCGAAGCAGACACUGGCCGCCUCGAUGUUCCGCUCCCUCAACGAGCUGCUCUACACCUCGGACUCGAAGGAAAGUCGGCGGAAGUUCACCGCCGCCCAGUUUCGCCUCUACCACCAGGCGUAUGAGGGGCUGGCCGCCCAGUGGCCACUGCAGCCCGUCGAGUACCUGAUUGAUAUCUUAAAG